Messenger RNA from Penicillium longicatenatum, 1068 nucleotides. RefSeq lists its product as uncharacterized. Gene Ontology annotation, molecular function: IgE binding. Gene Ontology annotation, cellular component: extracellular region. The transcript has a single exon. The coding region runs from base 1 to 1068 and encodes 355 amino acids. NCBI's taxonomy places the organism in Eukaryota, Fungi, Ascomycota, Eurotiomycetes, Eurotiales, Aspergillaceae. The record is from RefSeq and is a predicted model, not a curated record.
AUGCUCUUUUCCAAGUCUUUGCUGCUGGCAGCUCUUUCCAGCAGCGCUUUCGCUGCUCGCCUGCAAGGCCAUGCUCGUCGCCAGGCCGUGCCCACGACGACCGUGACUGAGCUCAUCACUAUCACUGCCUGUCCUUUUUCGACUUCCACCCCGGCGUGGACUACUUCUGCUGUGGUGACUCCCACCCCAACUCCCGAGUACACUCCUACUCCUACUCCUACUCCCUCGCCUGAGUCUUCUUCUACUCCCACCCCGACUCCCGAGCAGACCUCCACUCCUGAGCCGACGACUUCGGCUGUGCCGACUACGUCCGCCGUGGAGACUACUUCUUCCGCCGUGGUUUCUACCUCCGUUGAGGCUUCUUCCACCUCUGCCGCCGCCACUACCACCUCCUCCGGCUCCAGCUCCGCUUGGACCGAGGUUCCCUCGGACGGCGUCUACUCCACCUCUGGAUUUGGUGCCUCUACUAACUCUUCUGGCUCGGGCGACACCUACUCGGGCAACGUCGGCAGCCCUUACGGUAGCAACAUCAUCACCGUCUCCGAGUCCGAGGCCAGCUCGUACAAGUACGUCGUCCAGUUCAAGGGUUCCAACAGCGAGGACUGGAAGGUUGUUAUCUGGAAUAAGUACAGUUCCGACGGUACCAUGGACGGUUGGUACGGAAACGCCUGCCACUCUUUCACCCUCGCCGCCGGUGAGACCAAGUACUAUGCCUUCGACACCGAUUCCCAGGGUGGUUGGGCCGCCGCCAAGGGCUCUUCAAUCCCUACUGACAGCUACGGUGGCUACGCCUCCACCUGGGGAGAGUUCGACUUCGGUUCCUCCACCAACUCCGGCUGGUCUGGAUUCGACGUUUCGGCCAUCAUGGCCCAGGACGCCGAUCUCUCUGUCCAGGGUAUGAAGAUCUGUGAUGCCUACAACUCCGACGGUACUUGCUCGUCCAUCACUACUGGUGCUGGUACCGUCUCCAACGCCUACACCAGCGCUGAGACUGAUAUCGGUGGUAUCGGCGGUAACCUUUCCGCUGGACCUGUCCGUCUUGCCGUUACCAUUGAUUACGAUGGUUAA